CACUUGUCAAUAUUGUACUUUAACUAUUUAUAUUGAAAUCAAUCAAGUAGCUUUUGCUAUAAUGUAAUAGAACAAUAUGAAAAUGAAAAUUAAAUUAAAUUGUUAGCUUGUUGAAUAAAGACUUGUUUUCUUGAAAGUAUAUAACAAUUUGGCGACGAGGAUUAUUUAAGAACUCAAUUCGUAAUUAUUAAACCAACAUUCAUCUUACAACAAAAUGGCGACUGAUCCGAAGAUUCUGGAACUUCUCGAACUACAAAGCAAACUUUUGCAAUCAAUUAUCGAGGAAAAGGAUGAACGCCGAGGUCAGGAAUUCACAAUGGAUACAUUGGCAAACAACAUUCAAGAAUUUGUCUAUGAUCCUGCAAAUGGAUUGACUUUUGAAUCUUGGUACAACCGUUUCGAAGACGUUUUCAUUGUCGAUGGGGCGUCUCUUGAUGAUGCAGCAAAGGUUCGUCUUCUCAUGAGAAAAAUGAACUCAAUCGCUCAUGAGAAAUAUGCCAACUUGAUUUUACCAAAAAAAGUCAAGGAUAUAAGUUUUGAGGAGACAAUAAAAAAACUCAAAGGUAUGUUUGGUCGUAAAGGUACUCUAUUCAAUGUUCGUUUCAGCUGUCUUCAAACAAUCAAACGAAAGACAGACGAUUUGGUUACCUACGCUUCAUUGGUGAACAAAAAUUGCGAAGAAUUCAAAUUGAGUGACCUUUCCAUCGAUCAAUUCAAAUGUCUGUUAUUUGUGACUGGACUACAAGCCCCAGAAGACUCGGAAAUUCGAACAAGAUUAUUAGCGUCGCUUGAAGAUGAAGAAAAAGCAAAAACCAUCACGCUCGACAAAUUAAUUUCUGAAGCUCAUCGAUACAUCAAUCUCAAAAAAGAUACUGCAAUGAUUGAACAUACACCACAGCCGUCUUCAAUUGUCAAUGCAGUUUCAUCAAGUCAAAAAUUCAGUCAACACGAGCGCAAUGGAUCAUUCCAACAAAGAUCUGAUACAACCAAGACACCAAGAACACCUUGUUGGCAAUGUGGAGCUAUGCACUUCUCUCGGGACUGUACAUAUUCACAACACAAAUGUUCUCAAUGCAAAAAGAUAGGACACAAAGAGGGUUACUGCUCCUGUUACAACAAAUCAAAUUCAUCAUCAAAUCAAGAAGGUGUUCAGCAAAAGAAGAAUUUUAAAGGUAAUAAAAAACAUUUUUUCAAGAAACGAUCUUUUCAGAGCAAUGCAAUUCAAACAACUGUGAAUUGUAUUGAACAUUCAAGCAAGCGAAAAUUCAUCACAGUUCAGAUCAGUGAUGUACAUAAUGCUAAACACAUUAAGGACACACCUAUUAAGCUUCAAAUAGACACAGCGUCCGACAUCAGCAUCAUAAGUCAAUCAGUGUGGAAUAAGUUAGGCAGACCAGGGUCACGUCUAAGUGAAAAAGCAAAAAGUGCAACCAGUCAUAACAUCAAACUAAUUGCUAAUUUCACCUGCAGCAUUCGUCUCCGUUCUGGAGAGGUAAGUCAGGGAAAGUUUUUCGUAACUGACAUAAACCUGAAUUUAUUCGGGAUUGACUUAUGUCACAGUUUCAAUCUUUGGGAUAAACCUCUUAGCAAUGUAUGUUGCCAAAUCAGUCACACUCCACACAAUCGUGAUGCAGCCAUUGCAAGUAUUCGUCAAGAAUACAAGGGUUUAUUCAGCGAUGAACCAGCAUGCGUUAAGGUCGACGUUCAGCUUCACCUCAAACCAGGAGCUAUUCCUGUAUUUAGAGCAAAGAGACCCGUGGCAUAUUCUGUAAUACCAUUAAUUGAAAAGGAACUGAAACGCCUGGAAGAUCUUGGUAUCAUAACCCCAGUAGACUUUUCCGAAUGGGCGGCACCAAUUGUAGCAGUAAGAAAACAGAAUGGUAACAUCAGAAUUUGUGGAGAUUAUUCUUCAGGCCUCAACGAUGCUCUAGAGCCACAUCAGUAUCCACUUCCAAUUCCUGACGACAUAUUCGCAACACUCAGCAACAAGAAUAUUUUCAGUCAUAUCGAUCUAACUGACGCUUAUUUCCAGAUACCAGUUUCUACUGAGUCACGAAAAUUUCUGACUAUCAACACUCACAAAGGUUUGUACAAUGUCAAUCGCUUAGCACCCGGAGUGAAGUCAGCACCAGGAGCGUUCCAGCAACUUAUGGAUACUCUACUGGCAGGAUUGAAAGGUGUUGCAGCUUACUUGGAUGAUAUAAUCAUAAGUGGCUCCUCCUGGGAAGAACAUCUCCAAAGUCUUCACGAGGUACUGAAGCGCCUUUUUGAUUAUGGAUUUCGAGUAAAAAUUCAAAAAUGUUCAUUUUUCGCAUCAAAAAUCAAGUACCUUGGACAUAUAAUUGAUAAGAAUGGAUUACAACCAGAUCAAGCGAAAAUCAAUAAAAUUCAGAACAUGCCAGCACCGCAGAAUUUAACGCAACUUCGAUCGUUCCUUGGAGCUGUCAACUACUAUGGUAAGUUUGUCAAGGAAAUGCGUCAAAUCCGUUCGCCUUUAGAUAAACUUUUACAAGCCGAAGUAGAAUUCAAAUGGUCCAAGUCAUGCCAGCAAUCAUUUGACAAAUUCAAGGAAAUACUUUCAUCAGACUUACUUCUUACCCAUUACAACCCAGAAUUGCCAAUUAAAGUCGCAGCUGAUGCCUCAGGUGAAGGCAUAGGAGCAUUUAUUGCCCACAUUUUCCCAGAUGGAACAGAAAAAGUAGUAAUGCAUGCAGCAAGAGCCUUAACUCCAUCUGAAAAGAAGUACAGUCAAAUCGAAAAAGAAGCUCUAGGUCUCAUUUUUGCAGUGACCAAGUUCCAUAGAAUGAUUUAUGGACGCAGAUUUAAUUUGCAUACCGAUCAUAAACCUCUUUUGGCAAUUUUUGGAAGUAAGAAAGGUAUACCCGUUUAUACCGCAAAUAGACUACAGAGAUGGGCUCUAACACUGAUGAUGUACGAUUUUAAAAUUCUUUACGUAUCAACAAAAGAAUUUGGGUGUGUAGAUGUCCUAUCCCGUCUUAUCGAGUCCCAAUCAAAACCUGAUGAAGAAUAUGUAGUCGCAUGUACAGUUUUUGAAAACGAAAUAUCACAAAAUUUGAAUGAACAAUUACAAAACUUGCCAUUAACAUACAAAAUGAUUCAGAAAGCAACCUCAAAACAUAAAGUUCUCCAGACAGUCAUCAACUUCAUGAGAUCUAAAUGGCCAGACAAGAAAUCAAUUUCAGCACAGGUUAAACCAUAUUUCGACCGAAGAGAUGCACUUUCAGUAGUAGACGAUUGUCUACUUUUCAAUGACAGAAUUAUAAUCCCAUCAUGUUUCCAUAAACGUGUUUUGAAACAGCUUCAUCGUGGCCAUCCAGGAAUCGAAAGGAUGAAAUCAAUCGCCAGAAGUUACGUGUAUUGGCCCAACAUUGAUGAUGACAUUACAGGAUAUGUCCGACAAUGUCAAAGUUGUGCAACUGCUGCAAAAUCGCCGAUCAAGACAACUUUAUCAUCAUGGCCAAGACCCUUAGCACCAAUGGAACGCAUACACAUAGACAUAGCAGGUCCAUGCGAUGACAAAUACUAUUUUAUCAUAGUAGAUGCAUUUUCUAAAUGGCCUGAAAUUUUCCAAGUUCGAAGCAUUUCAUCAUCAACAAUCAUACAAAAGCUCAAUAAAAUGUUUUCCCAAUUUGGAGAUUGUCAACAAAUUGUGUCUGACAAUGGAACACAGUUUACGAGCUCAGAAUUUCAAAAGUUUCUUCAAUCAAGAGGUAUUCAUCAUACGCGUACAGCUCCAUACCAUCCACAAUCAAAUGGACAAGCAGAGCGUUUUGUUGAUACUUUAAAAAGAGCCUUGAAAAAGCUUCAUCACGAAGGGACGAGUGAAGAGAACCUGGAAACAUUUCUUCAAACAUAUAGAUCAACUCCAAACAAAGUUAUAAACAACAAAUCACCGGCAGAACUAUUUCUUGGUAGGAAGAUAAAAACUGCUUUAGAUCUGAUGACGCAUAAACAUCAAGAUUAUUUAUCAACCGUACCAAACAAACAAAAUCAAUACUUCAAUUCCAAACAUGGUUGUAAGAAACGAGAGUAUAGUCCAGGCGAUCUUGUAUAUGCUAAGUUCUACAAAAGAAAUAAGAACCAUUGGAUUCCUGGGACCAUCAUUGAAAGAAUAGGUAAUGUCAAUUAUAAUGUAUUAACAGAAUUUCCAAAUCGUUCCAGACUUAUCCGUUCACACGCAAACCAGCUAAAAACUCGCUAUGCUCCUGAUACUCCUGAUAACACCAAUUCUAUCAAAAAGAAGUUUUCAAACAACUUAAAUGACAUUCUUUAUGAAUUAAAUAUGAUACCAUCUGUGUCAAAUGACGUAAAUCCACCUUCCGUUGAAGAACUAGAAUCUAUACCAAUACCUAUUGAGCCUAAUGAAAUAAUAGAAGAAUCUUCACAACAACAAAAUCAACCAACUACAAGUUCCAGUCCAAUUGCUGAAUCUAGAGUUCCUAGAGUUCCAGAAAACGAAGUUAGACGAAGUGAAAGAGUCGUUCGUACUCCAGCCUGGUUUAAAGAUUUUAACAUAUUUUAAAUAAAAAGGGGGAGGUGUUAGCAUUAUAGAAAAACACUUGUCAAUAUUGUACUUUAACUAUUUAUAUUGAAAUCAAUCAAGUAGCUUUUGCUAUAAUGUAAUAGAACAAUAUGAAAAUGAAAAUUAAAUUAAAUUGUUAGCUUGUUGAAUAAAGACUUGUUUUCUUGAAAGUAUAUA
Molecule: messenger RNA, 4720 nt
Organism: Episyrphus balteatus (marmalade hoverfly)
Lineage: Eukaryota; Metazoa; Arthropoda; Insecta; Diptera; Syrphidae
Exons: 1
Coding region: 215-4543 (1442 amino acids)
Biological process (GO): DNA integration
Molecular function (GO): nucleic acid binding
Source: RefSeq, a predicted model, not a curated record